GAAAUUUUCCUCUUGAUGCCCUUGAGAACAGAAAAUGCCUGUUCCAAGAAGCUUUCCAAGACCAACUUCUCCAACAACAAUGAUUUUCGGGCUCUGCUGCAAUCUCUUUAUGCCACAUUCAAGGAAUUUAAAAUGCACGAGCAGAUUGAAAAUGAGUGCAUCAUUGGUUUGCUUCAGCAGCGUAGCCGGACAGUGUACAAUGUGCACUCGGACAACAAGCUCUCAGAGAUGCUUAGCCUUUUUGAGAAAGGGCUAAAGAAUGUAAAGAAUGAAUAUGAACAGCUAAACUAUGCGAAACAGCUGAAGGAGAGAUUGGAAGCCUUUACCAGGGAUUUCCUUCCUCAUAUGAAGGAGGAAGAGGAGGUUUUUCAGCCAAUGUUGAUGGAAUACUUUACUUAUGAAGAGCUGAAAGAUAUUAAGAAGAAAGUAAUUGCACAGCACUGCUCACAGAAAGAGGCUGCAGAAUUCAGAGGUCUCAGUAAGUGGAAUCAGGCAGAAGAGCUUCAGAAGGUCUUUAAGUACUCUGUGGAUGAGAAGGCAGAUCAAGAAACCGAAGUAACAGGGCACACCACAAAUAUUACUAAUCUCCCUCCUGAAGUAAUGGUGACCAUUUUCAGUUACCUUAACCCCCAAGAGUUAUGUCAGUGUAGUCAAGUAAGCACUGAAUGGUCACAAUUGGCUAAAACUGGAUCUCUGUGGAAACAUCUUUACCCUGUUCGCUGGGCAAGAGGUGAUUGGUAUAGUGGUCCUGCGGCAGAUACUGAGACUGAACCUGAUGAGGAAUGGGUGAAAAACAGAAAAGAUGAAAGUCGUGCUUUCCAGGAAUGGGAUGAAGAUGCUGACAUAGAUGAAUCUGAAGAAGCAGCUGAAGAUUCACUUGCCAUUAAUAUAGCACAAAUGGAAAAACGUUUACUUCAUGGCCUAAUUCAUCAUGUCCUCCCACUUGUAGGCUCCUCAGUGAAGACACUGGUAUUGGCCUACAGUUCUGCAGUGUCCAGCAAAAUGGUUAGGCAGAUCUUAGAGCUUUGCCCCAACUUGGAAUAUUUGGAUCUCACUCAAACUGAUAUUUCAGACUCUGUAUUUGAAAGUUGGUGUUCAGUUGGGUAUUGUCAAAAUCUACGCCACCUUGAUCUGUCUGGAUGUGAAAAAAUUACAGAUGUGGCUAUAGAGAGGAUUUCCAGAGCACUGGGUAUCGUAUCAACUCAUCAUACCAGAGGUAUUCUGAAAAGCUGCAGGAACAGGAACCCUAAGACUUUGUGGAAAAACAGAGAGAUUACUCUGCAGUCCAACCAGAAAUAUAAUGGUUUGCAUGAAAUCAGCAAUGAAAAUCUCAUUCAGGAAGGAAAUGGUGAGCAGCACUGGACUAAACCCGACGGCUCAGAAAACUUCAGUUCUGCUUAUGUGUGGAUGCUAGAUGCAGAUGAUUUAGCUGACAUUGAAGAUGCUGCAGAGUGGAGACACAGAAAUGUUGAAGGAUUUUGUCUUAUGGAACCAACAUCCCAUAUUAAUUGUUCUGCAUUGUGCUACAGUAGAGACAUUUAUGGGUUAAGGACUAGAGGGUGGCAACAGCACUGUGCUUCUACUGACUUGAUUUACUGCGGUCACUCAUUUUGUUGUGCUGGGACAGCACUAAGAACUAUUCAAGCACUUCCAGAGUCCUCUGCACUGUGUAAGAAACCAAUAAGGACUAAGCAGUCAGAGAAAAAAGACUCUGCAUACUCUGGGAGUGAAAAAACAGAUGAAGAGACAGCACGAGUUCUUCAGUUUCUCAGUCUGUCAGGCUGUUACCAGAUAACAGACCGUGCUCUCAGGGCGUUGACUCUGGGAGGAGGACUGCCGCAUUUGGAACACCUGAACCUCUCGGGGUGUCUCACUGUAACUGGUGCAGGCCUGCAGGAGUUGGUUUCUGCAUGCCCCUCUCUAAAAGAUGAACACUUUUACUACUGUGACAACAUUAACGGGAAGGAGAUGUAUUCUGGGAUCAGAGGUUGGAAAACCUGUUGAUCUUGCAGAAAAAAAAUGGAGCCAACAGCAUGGAAUUUAGUCAUCUCUGAAUAAUAAAGAUAUGACUUUGUCAUCUGCUGAUAAAUGAAGGCUUUACUUUUACCUGCGGCUUAUUGUCUUUUUUUUUUCUAUGAACACUAUGAAGAUUUUCUUUCUCGGAAGAUAUUUUUUUCUAUGAACACUAAGCCUGAUGGUACUCCUUACACACAACCCAGCUUCAUUGGAAUUCCUUUGUGGAGAGCUUAAUAUACAUGUUUGGUAGGCAUAUUGGUUGCAAUUUUUGUAUUUUCAGCAGGUGCUUUUCUACCUUUUUAGUAGAGCAAGACUAGAAAGGAAGAGCAGCUAUGGUGAGGUAAUUGGGUUUGAGUCUGACUGCUGUUGCACACCAGUAACCUGGUACACUUUUUAUGACCAGAAGCUAUGAAUUUACACACACUUCCAGAUCUAUUUUGCAUUUGUUUACUGUUAGUUUCACUUCAGUUUUUAGUUUACAUACUAAUGUUUAGGAUCUCUUAUAUUUUGCACAGUGCUGGAGACUUGGAGUUAGAUAGCCCUCAGCUGUAGCUGAAAACAAAUCUGUCAAUGUACAUCCCUUUUAAUGGCUGAUUUCAUUUAUCUACAUUAAACUUGGUCGUGGAUCACACAGAACUUAGCAAGAAGAGUUGGUUGUUUGAGUUAGAUCUUGCCACCUGAGUUCUUACUUUCCUAAGUCUGUUUUGUCCAGCUGUGUCCAUUAUGACUCAUUUCUCCAUUUCAAAGCCUGGAGUGCUUUCACCUUUGGCAUUAAAAAUACAGGCUCCCUAAUUUCUGCAGCAGUAGCUCUUUGCAGCAUUUAAUUAUGAUUCAGUUUCUAGACAUUCUUUUAAUUAUGUAGUCCUCAGGUUCUGUAAUUAAAGAAAUAGGGCAUAAGUUUGAUUCUAAUGAUUCACUCUUCUGGCAUCUAAAAUGUCAUUGGUCAUAGUUAAUCUGUCUUUCAGCAGUCAAACCAAGACUUUGCAUGUUCUUUUAAGGUGUAUGGACUACUGUGUGCAGACUUAUGUGUUCUAAGAGUUAAGUCAGUCUAAAUUCUACAGGUUACCAAUGUACUCACAAAUCUCUGAAAAGGUAUUAUAUGGUGGUGACAGCCAGUUGCAGGGAGUGGUUCUAUUACUAUGGUAUUAGUCUGUUUUUUCAUGUAUUCUUGGUGGAAUGCUAAACUUCGUUCUAGGGAAUUCUGACUAAUUUUUGUACCCUUGUAAAUGUAACAAAAUGGAGUAAUCAAAUAAAUGGAGUAAUCAAAUAGCUCUACUUCUUUCCUACAUUAUCAAACAUGUUUAUAUGUUCACCACAAGUAAACAGACCUCACCUCUAUUCAGAGUCCCCUAAGCAUCUGAGUAAUCAGAUGUACAUGCAAAGAGCAUUACAGUAAUCCAGUUUAGAAGUAACUAAACCAGUAUCGUAGACUGUGGCAUGUUAGAUGAGAAUCUGAUUAACUUUGCUUUCCCAGGUGAGCCCAGAACACAUUUAAUUUAGCACUUCACUGCUAGCACUUACUAAACCUUCACAGUCUGAGGGACCCUUGUGAAAUAUGUUUCUCCUUAUGAUCCCACUGCAUGCUGUUCCUUCCCCACACUUCCAUCACAUGUUGUUUUCAAAAGACUACAUUUUGGACUCCUUGUUAAGUCCAGUAGUGAUGGUAUCUGGCUCAUCCCUGUCAAGAUGUUUUUUUAUAUGAGCCAGAAUCUGAUGCUGCCAACAGCUAGUGGUUGUUUGCUACACCUGCCCAUCAAAACUGUCAGAAUUCAUUCAAAAUCAUCAGCUGGUCCUCAAACUGUGCAGUGAAAUUGCUGUAUGGAGGAGUGUCCUAGGUAGACCAUGCAUUGCUAACUGGGCUGUGCAGUAAUGGGCAAAUGAAGAUAUGGGAGAUAGUGGAACAAGUUGCCCAGAAAGGUGGUGUAAGACUCAUCCCUGGACACAUUUGGGGUCAGCCUGAAGGAGGUUUCUGAGCAACCAUAUCUAGUUGAAGAUGUGCCUGAUUAUUACAAGGGGGUUGGAACUAGAUGGCUUUUAAAGAUCCCUUCUAACCCAAAUUAUUCUGACCCUAUGAAGUGAUUAAUCUCCACUGUUAGGUUGAAAUGACCAUCACACUGGACAGUAUGAAAGGAAUAUAUUACCAUGUUGCUUAACCUAAUGCAUCAGUGGAUUGAUGAUCAGGGGUGAGAGGAAUUGGAGACCUCAUAUACAGAAUGAAGUUUAUGAAGUCAGAGUAUAUGUAUGUGAUGUCAGAGGUUAUGAAGCCAAAGAGAUGUAGCCAAAGGUCAGUGGUAGUAAAUAAAGCCAGGGAAACAAACCCAGCUAUCAAAAGUAAAGGCAUUUGAAUUUUGCUGUCUGUAUCAAAUGUAAAAAAGAACAAACUAAGGGGCACUAGGGAUUUUAUAGAGGAGUUAAAUUACUUGUGAUGAAGGAGAUCCAUAUCAAACCAUAAAUCACUCAAACCCAGAUAGCCUUACUGUUUAACCAACCAUUAAUGAUACUUACUACCUUGUUAUAAUAAGAGCAUAAAAUACCCUCCAAAUGCUGGGAGCUGCCUGUAUAUGCUAAGAAAGAGUAUGGGGAGGGCUGAUUUCAGAAGACUGAACCCCCAACAUUUCAUUUUAUCAGAAUUCUUUAUUACAGGCUAUAAAGGAAAGUUAGUGAUGGUACGAGGAUUAGACAUGGGGCAAGGAAUGUAGUGUGGGAAGAAGGGUGAAAUUUCACUGUGAGAUACGCUUAGUGUCAUUUGUAAGUCAGUGCCUAAUAAAUUGGGAAAUUAACAUAUAAGCUUUUCAGAUGGUCCAGUUUACUUAGAAGUAUCCAAGCUUUUCAGAUCUUUAGUUGCUAUAAGAGUGGUUUAAAUUUAAAAACUGAAAGCCUGUUCCCCUCCCAAGAGUUCUGUGCUGAGAUCAGUCUUGCUCAGCAUUUCCCCUGUGUUAUGGUGUAAGAAAUGCACACAAUAAUUUCCACGUUUUUGAGUGGUGCUUUGUGGUCUUCAAGUAAUGGAACUGAUGCUGAUGGUUUCCAGAAGGACAUUGAAGAAGCUUCACUAUAGCUGUAUGUGUGGUUGAAUAUCUGGUGGCUGGGAAUAAUCAAACUGUGAUUGCAUGAAACUGAAUUCAGAGCUGGCAGUUGCAGUGUGGAGAUAAUGAUUUCAGAGAGCUGUUGGUGCUAAUUCUGAGAUCUUUCCUAUUUGCAGCAGCAGCCAAAAAAGCCACCAAUAUUACCAUCGUCAGGGUGGUGAAAACAAGAUAGAGGGUGCUGUGCAUGGUCCUGGAAGCCUUGGGGCACUCACAUGUGGAGCACUGCAUGCGGGUUUGGUGUCCCCAUCCUGAGGAGAGUGUACACUGGAGUUACUGAAGAUACAGAAGAGGCCUUCUAAAAAGUUAGGGAACUGAACACUCAAAAGGCUGGAUGUUUCAGUGAGAUGGCUGAAAAGAGGGGCAUGACUGUUUACAAGAACUGGGAAAGCAGUAGAUGAGGUGAAUGUGCAGUGGUAAUUCUCCAAAUCUUGCAGUGUUAGAGCUCAGGGGCACUGGGUGAAGCUGGUAAGCAAUUUAAAGGAGAUGCACAGUGUAGUGAAAUUGUGGAAUUUGGUCCAGUGGGGAAUUGUGGAAAGAGGUUUAAAAAGAGGUUAAAAACCUGCAUGCACAACUGAGCCAUAAAAAAAAUACUGGAAGAAAUGGACUUCAGUGUCCCUUGAUGUAACAGUUGGGGUUGCUGGAAAAACACAAAAGGUGUGCAUGAUAGGCUUAUGUCAUGUCCCUAGACACAACUUGAUGUUGCCAGUGGUAAAGGUAGUGUUAGAUGAAGCAUUGGUCAGACCUAGAAGUUUGUAUGUUCCAGUUAGGAGCAUGAGAAGUAACAAAAGGAGCAAGAAAAGGAUGGAAAACAAUAUUGAAUUAUACCAAGAAUUCCCUUCCUUGGGAUGUUGUGGUUCUGUAUGUUUUGUCAACAAACAUUUUGCUAGAAACGUGGCAGUUGCUUCAGAAUCACUGCUGUGCUGCGUGGCUGUGGCAGUGCUGGGGAAGGUCAGCUACGACUUGGGAAAUGCUGCUGCACAGAACAUGCUCUGCUAAACCAGCUGUUCAGAAGCACCGAGUCUCCUUGCUAAAGAACUUGCGAAGAAGCUUUCAAACUCUAGCUCGUAAGUGAUGUGGAGGAUCAAAGUUUAGUGCAGGUGAAUAAAAACAUUUGAAAAGGAAAAUGAGUUUAUUGACCAAUGAAAUUGGUUACUGUACUGUAACUGUAGUCUUUUGUUAUAGUUUCAGGUGUUUUAUUCAGUCUCAUGUACCUUAACUUAUUUACAGUCUAGAGUAUUUCUUACUGGUGUGUGGCAUGAAGUAGGAUGCUGGUUUUAAGACUCCAGAUUCUUGGAAAUUAAUUGAAUUAUGACUUUUCUGUUGAAGGCAGUAAAAAAAGCCAGAUAUGGCAUGGUGCCCUCAUUCAUUAUAAGAUUUUGUUAGAAUUUCUAAAUACAUGAAAAACACCUAAAGUUCUUGUUGUUUUGUUUGUCAUACAAAUGGGGGAAACUUGUUGUCCUGAUGAGGUCUUCACCAGCUUGAGUUGGCUCAGCAACCCAGUUCCAGUUUUUUGUUGGGUGCUGGAGUUCAGCCAGAACUGAUUGUAGAGUGUAAAUGGGUCUCAAAGCAGGCAUAUGGCUGCAGGAAAUAAAAUCCUGUUUGAAUAAAUGCAGUAAUUUCUUAUCUCAUGGUUACUGUAACGUUUUAAAUGAAAGGGGUAAGUGAAGGUAAGUGGAGGUGGGUAGAGUUACAAUUGUCCUGUCUGUGCUUGCAACUUGUUAGUUCUUUCUGAAUGGCUCAUUUUUAGCCUUAUGGCUUCUGACGACUGCAGUGAUGCUAAGGUGAUUCUCUAUAGUUUUUUAAUUUCUAGUCAGGAGUAUGUGAGAGUCUGGCCAACCAUGAAGUGUUCAUGGAGAAAAAAAUACUUCCAGGCUAAAAAACUGUUUUCAUCACCAUAGGCAUUGUUUUGGAGGUUAUGGUUUCUUUGGUAAUGCCAUGAUGUCAUCAUCUGAAUUUGAAAAAUGGGAAUUAAAAACGCAUUGUCAAAACCACUCAGUUCUGAAGCUGUGGCAGUUUGCGUAAAGUUGCUCAUUUAGUGUUGAUCAUGGUACUUAUGUGCAAUUUUGGAUGUGCUAUCUUCAUGGGACUAAGCUAUGGAGCAAAAAUCUUGAAAAACACCCGUUCCAAGUGAGAUUUUUACACUGUCAUAGUAUUGGCAGCAUUUCGGACUUGAUGGUGCUGAAUGCAGUACAGUGCAUUGUAAAAAAUGAGGCUUUUCUGAAUCACCAGUUUAUAAGAAUUACGAGUCUAAAUAAGUGGCCUUUCAUUCUUUUCACGAUUCUGUUGUUUUUGUGCAGGUCCUCAUGCUGAAACCGCCAGUGGAUGCCAGAAUUUGCAGUGUGGUUUUCGGGCCUGCUGCCGCUCUGGCGAAUGACCUCUGACUUCUGAUCUUUCGGUCUACUUCAUUUAGCUGAGCAGGCUUCCUCUCAUGCACUUUACUUACAGUUCGCAUCUUGUGUUAACAAUCCUUGGAGUGAGACUUGUUAUACUAGCCUGACCCUGCCCACAACUUCAGAAUCUUAAUUAUGAGUGUACUGUACAGUGUUGUAACAAUCUCACAACCUCAUUUGGCUUGAAGGGUGUUGGGUUUUGUUUUACAUAAUUUGGGGAAGAUGGGAAACUCUUCAGUUUUUUCUUUUUAAUGCCACUUUAUUCCAAUUUUGGCACUUAAGUAUACUUUACUGCAUUAUUUUGUGUUAGGUGACUUCCUUUUUAUAAUUUUGAGUCCGUAAGUACAGUAUAAACCUCCGCAGAGAAUUUGAAUUUUAUUGUUUGCAUUUGGGUAAUAAUUACACAUCUUUAGGAGCCUGGUUUCUUCCCCUUUCCUCUCAUCCUGAAGUCGUUCUUUACAUUGCAAAAUUAGGGAAAUUGCCACCUUCCUUUUGCAUUUGGUUUUGUAUUUGGGCUUGAAAGACAUACUCAAAUAAAACAUUCCCACCAAUAAAAAAA
Molecule: messenger RNA, 8048 nt
Organism: Cyanistes caeruleus (blue tit)
Lineage: Eukaryota; Metazoa; Chordata; Aves; Passeriformes; Paridae
Source: RefSeq, a predicted model, not a curated record